Molecule: messenger RNA, 2380 nt
Organism: Paralichthys olivaceus (Japanese flounder)
Lineage: Eukaryota; Metazoa; Chordata; Actinopteri; Pleuronectiformes; Paralichthyidae
Product: neurosecretory protein VGF
Molecular function (GO): neuropeptide hormone activity
Source: RefSeq, a predicted model, not a curated record
GAAGAGAGAGAGACGGAGAGACAGACAGAGAGAAAGAGAGAGAGGUGGAGAAAAGAAAAAAAGACAAGACAUUCUCUCAGGUGAUCCGCUAUUCAUGAAAAAUUAUCUUGGCUUUACCCGCGCUGUGAGUUUCACCACUUCCCCACCCCCAAAGUGGGACCCCAGGUGCUUAACCUCCCUCCUGCCAGUUCUGCAUGGUCAUGACCUGUCAUCACGCCCCUUCCACAGCCCACCUCAUCCUAUUGGUCCUGCUCAUUGUCACUCCACAGCUGGUUGGCACCGCCCCUGUGCGGGGUGAAGGAGGCGAGGGAGGGGUGGAGGGGCGCACCCGGACAGACCACAAAGAGGACAGCAUCGCCCCCUUUCUCUCGCCCCCACCCCAGAUUCUCUCAAGCCCCGACAAUGUGUCCCUGGACCGGGGCCGGGGCCCGGGUCAUGAUCGCCAGUCAGAUAAGGUGACGGACCCUGUGCAGGUGCUCGCUGUUCUUUUGGAGGCCCUGGACCACCCGGAGGAGAGUGAAAUCCAGGCGAGCAGAGACUGGAGAGAGGAUCAGAGUCAGGAGCUGCCCUCCAUCGAAGGGUUGGAGGGUGGUGAGAUAAGGAGAGGACAGACAGUGGGAGACAGGGGGGUGGAGGAGGAGAGAGAGGGGCGAAGGGCUGAUAAGGCUAUUGAACAGCUAAUUGUGGGCCAUUUGACAGCUGCUCAGGGUGAUGACUUACAGGAAAGGGGGGAGGAUGAGGAUGAAAACACAAGGUCAGAGGAGGAUGCAGGGUGGUCUGUGGAGGAUGUGGGACCUGAUAGUGUAAGUGAGGAAGAAAGGAAAGAUGAAGAGGAGGGGCAGGAGGUAGGAAAGGAUUUAGAAAGUUUCUUAGACAAAGCCAGACUGAGUUCCACGUCACAAGGAGAUGAUUCCUCUCUGCAGCGCAAAAUAAGAGGCUACUUCCAAAAUAUUGACUUGGGUCUCCAAGAUAAUGAGAUCCUGCCUCCACUGAAGGGCUACAAGGCAUAUAACACUCAGCUGGCACGAGCCGGAAAGAAGCAGCACUGGCAGGAAAACCAGUCCCGCAACCAACCCGUCAAGGGGGGCAACUUCAUGGACGACUUUGAUGAUGAGGGUGAGGAGCUGGAGGAAGAGGUUGAGGAAGAGGAGGAGAGUCUCUCCCACAUGGAGGAGGAGGCGAGAGCACGUGCAGAGAAGCAGGAGGUGCUCAGGCAGCAGGAGGAGGCGGAGCGAGCCAGAGAAGAGGAGCAGAGGCUGGCAGACAUCGCUUCUGACAUGCUGCUGCAGUACAUGGGAAGGAAGCAGCAGUCUUACAUGAAGCCCCGUGAGAAAAGCAGCUUCGGGGCUGCGGGCAACACAGCCGAGGACAAGCGCUCCGAGGAGGUCCUCCCAGAUGAAGACGACCUAGACCAGCAAAUGAUCGACAGGCUGAUUGAGAUCAGCAGCAAGCUGCACCUGCCAGCUGAUGACGUGAUUGAGAUUAUUAGUGACGUGGAGGAGAAAAAGAAGAAAAGAAAAGAGCUGCAACAACAGCCAAUCAACAGCAACCCUGUUGCCCCUCGUUUCAGGCCUCUGGUACCUCCUCCUCUGGCAGCGCCACCUAUCUACCACUACACAGCCUCAAAAAACCCCAAGAAGAACCCCUAUAAGUACAACAAGUCCAACAAGAAAUGGCACAAGGACAAAGUCAAGUCAUACAAACAGGAAUAUUGGUAUAAGCCUCAGAAGCAGCUUGAUUAUUGGUACAAACCCCAGAAACAGUUUUUAGCCUUCCCUUCCUACCCAUACUACCAGAAGCCAUAUCGAGCAUACUACCCUGUUUAUUUCCCAUACCCCAAACCACAAUAUUAUGGCAAGCCCUCCCCCUCCAGAGACCAGCUCUUCGGCCCCCAGGAACUUGACCUCCAGGCCCCAAGGCGCAGGCACAGGGCUGGGGGUAAGAACCGUGGACAGGGCUGGAGGCAGCAGCCACCACCACGCCUGCCUCUCACCCCUUAUAUCUCUAACUAUAUCCUUCCUCACCCACGGACCUACCAACCCUUACCUCCCCCGAAACCCCUAACCACGCCAAGGAGAGGCAGGCGUCCCCCGUACUACUAUCCACAGAUCACACCAGGAGAUGACUAUGAGGAAGACGGGCUGGUGCCUCAGCUGGACAGUGAGGAGGAACUGGAGAACUUUAUUGAGAGGAUCUACAUGAAGCGCAGAAUGUAUUGAGAGACUUUUUGGACAUUUGUCAGAUCAGAGGGACAGACAGAGGUGGGGUAGAUAUACAGUAGCUUGAGAAAAGCUAAAAGAAAGAGAGGUGAAAAAAAAAGACUGAGAUGAGAUAUGUGUUAUGAGCCUGAUGAUGCACACACACACACACACACACACAC